Synchiropus splendidus (mandarinfish) is the source of this 1764-nucleotide messenger RNA. It is a transcript of the gene foxj1a, whose product is annotated as forkhead box J1a. The transcript has 4 exons. Gene Ontology annotation, molecular function: DNA-binding transcription factor activity; sequence-specific DNA binding. The record is from RefSeq and is a predicted model, not a curated record. Lineage: Eukaryota; Metazoa; Chordata; Actinopteri; Syngnathiformes; Callionymidae. The coding region runs from base 139 to 1509 and encodes 456 amino acids. Gene Ontology annotation, biological process: regulation of DNA-templated transcription.
CCGAACUUCAGCCCAGCUGCAGCGGAAUCCAGUCCGGUCCAACAACUGCAGGGUGGCUGAUUCAAAGGUGCGCUCCAAGUGCGUCAGAGUUUCAGGAAAGUUCUCGGUUUCGGUCCUGUCUGUCGCCUCGCAGGAGAUAUGCUGACCUUGAGCGGUUCCGACCCCUGGCCCGAGGGUUCGGUGGGUCUCGAAGAGGAGGUGGUGACCGCCGCUGCGCAGGUGGAGGAGCGCGACAGCGCCUCGCUGAGCUGCGGCUCCGUCACUCUGGACGACAGCCUGACCAGCCUGCAGUGGCUGCAGGAGUUCUCCAUCCUCGGCGGGGACGUCCCGCAGCGGAUCCUGAGCCGCCAUCAUCAGCGCUGCUCCGAGGCCCCGGCGUCCCCGCUGGCCGCGGACCCCGCCUGCUUCGGGUCACCGCUGACUCCCGGGAAACCCACGGCCGCCGCUUUCAGCCGCCUGCAGCCUCUGGCGGCCAUCGUUGCCCGCGGACACUGUCCGGACGAGGUGGACUACAAGAGCGAGCCGCACAUCAAGCCUCCCUUCUCUUACGCGACCCUCAUCUGCAUGGCCAUGCAGGCCAGCAAGGAGAGCAAGAUCACGCUGUCCCGCAUCUACCAGUGGAUCACUGACAACUUCUGCUACUACAGACACGCGGACCCCACUUGGCAGAAUUCCAUCAGACACAACCUGUCACUCAACAAGUGCUUCAUCAAGGUCCCACGGCAGAAGGACGAGCCCGGGAAGGGCGGGUUCUGGAGAAUCGACCCGGUUUAUGCUGAACGCCUGCUGACCGGCGCCUACAAGAAGAGGCGGUUGCCGCCGGUCCAGAUCAACCCUGCUCUCCAAAGCAGACUCGGCAUCAAGUUGCUCCCCCCGCAGCCACCCAGACCCCGCAGCCCGCCAGGGGCUCUGGGUGGCCUUUGCAUUGAUUCAGAAUCCCAGCGUCUCCUCCAGGUGUUCGAGCAGGCAACCGGUGCCGACCAGAAUUAUGACCCACACCUGGCAGAAGGGACCAUGCUCGGGUCCUGGCCGGCGGCGAGGGGAGUCAGAGGAUACAAGAGGAAGUUAGGCUCCAGAAAAGGGACCUCCAAAGCCCCCCGCCGAUCCAGCUCGCCCCUGCUGUCAGUGGAGGACCAGAAGGAAAUCGAACCUCUGAAAGGCGACUUUGACUGGGACGCUAUUCUGGACUCGGCCCUGAACGGGGAGCUCAGUCUUGAGGGGGAGGAUGCGCUGAGCCCAAUCAUGACUGAGCAGGACCUGACUGUACAGGGGACCCAUAUCUCUCUCGAGGAAGCGCCCCAUGAUGUCCUGGUGGAGACCCGAGGGGACAUCUUAGAGGAGGAGACGUUCCUGGCCACAGCGUUUCUGGACCACCAGUGGCCCGAAGAGGAAGAGGACCAGAGUCGCAGCAACUUCCUGUGCGCCUCCAACGUCAACCUGGAGCAGCUGUUUGACCUCGGAGACCCGCUAGGUGGAGGCUCCGGGAUCCGGAUCGACCCGUUGCUCUGACGAACGGUCAGACCUACGAACUGAGAAACCUCAUCUCCAGAACUUUGUAUUCAGUGGACCUCACACACCAGAACCAGAACUGCCUCUUUUGCCAAAAUGCUCUUUGUAUCAGUUGUGAGGAACGUUGGGAUUCCAUGACACCUAGUCCAGUUCUGACUCGGUGAGAACUUUGGGUCAAUCACAGCUGACUUUCCAAGUGCCAAGAACUGGAUGUGGUCUUUGUUCUAAAUGUCCACCCGUCUACACACAGGGGAC